This is a messenger RNA of Notechis scutatus (mainland tiger snake), 5134 nucleotides long. NCBI's taxonomy places the organism in Eukaryota, Metazoa, Chordata, Lepidosauria, Squamata, Elapidae. The record is from RefSeq and is a predicted model, not a curated record.
UGGUCUUUCGGCCCUUCCAGUCCGGAGAGGAGAACGGAUGGGCGGCGAGGCUGGAGCCCCAGCUGGAAGGGAGGCGUGUGACCGGCAGGUCGGGGCGAGGAGGAGGAGGAGGAGGAGGGAGCGCCGGCUGAGAGGAGAGGCGGCGGCGGCUCUUCCUGCGGCCAGAGGGUGGCUGACUGGAAGGCAAGAAGGAAAAACAAGACAGGCGCGGCGGGGCUUCCCGGGGAAGAAGAAGGGAGGAACGAAAAUGGAGGAGCAGAGGCUUGUGGUCAUCAAAGAAGAAGAGAGAACUGAGAAUGGGGGAAGAGAUCCAUUCAUUGUCCAAGUCAGGACCAUUGGGGACUCUCUGACCGGGGCUGGCCCAUCCCACAUUAAGAUGGAGUCACAGGAGGAAAUCCACCAACGCUGGGAUUUUCAAUGGCAGGAAUUCUUGAAAAGGGUGGCAGCGCUUCCCGCAGCUCUGCCUCCAUUGGACGAUGAUGCCAGAGGUUUCCCAGUCCCCUGGGGGAGAAUUAAGGAAAACCCACCAGAGGAGAGUUCUGGGGAAGCCAGAGGAGAAUCCGUGCUCCAAAGGGAUCCGAACAUCAGUGGGAAAGCUUGGAUGGACAGGGAGAAGCUGGAUUUCUGCAUGAAAGUGAAGGUGGAAGAGUCCAUGGAGGAAGUUGACCUGGGGAGCCAGUGGCCCUUGCAGCUCAGGCAGUUCGGUCCCCAGGAUGCUGAGCAGCACCAGGAGAUACCUUCCAAGAGAAAGCACCCUGGUUCAGCCGAAGCGAGUAGCAAGAAGCAAAGGAAAGCCAUCGAUCUCAAUUUGAAGAUGAAGAUCAUCAAAGCGUACGAGGCCGGGAAGAAGGUGACUAAAAUAGCGCGAGAGGUCGGCCUGGCCCAUUCUACCAUCUCCACCAUUUUGAAGGACAAGGUGAGGAUCAGAGAGGCCCUAAAAGGAGCAGCAGGCAUGAACACGAGCAUCACAAGGCAGCGAAAAGGCCUCAUCCACGAGAUGGAAAAACUCCUCAUCCUCUGGAUUGAAGAUCGGAUACAGAAGAGGCUGCCGGUGAGCCUUCUCCUCAUUCAGAAUAAGGCGCGCAGCAUUUUCUCAAUGCUGAAGGAACAAACGGGCGAGGAGUGCACCGAAAUAUUCACGGCCAGCCAUGGCUGGUUUAUGCGAUUCCAGCAAAGGUUUCAUUACCAGAAAACGCACCCGUCAGGGGACGCCGUGAGGGCCGACGAAGAAGCUGCCAAACACUUUCUGCAGGAACUCGAUGGGAUCAUAGCAGAAGGCAAUUAUUUUGCCGAACAGAUAUUCAGAGUGGACGAAACGGGACUGUAUUGGAAAAGAAUGCCGGAGCGGACCUACAUACACAGAGAAGCCCAAGCGAUGCCUGGGUGUAAAGCAUUUAAGGACAGAGUAACUUUACUCUUAGGUGGAAACGUGGCCGGAUUCAAGCUGACGCCGUUCCUGAUCCUUAAAUCCGAUCACGCCUGUAUGUUCGAAAACAUAAGCAAUGACACGCUGCCCAUUUAUUACCGGUUUGACUGGAAGGCCUGGAUGACACCCGUCCUUUUUGAGGAUUGGUUUACGAAUUGUUUCAUACCCCAAGUAAAGGAAUAUUGUGAACAAAAGGGGGUUCCUUUUAAAAUUCUCCUCCUCCUAGACAAAGCCCCUGGACAUCCCCCACAUCCUGAGAAUCUCCACCCCGAUGUAAAGGUCGUUUACCUGCCCCAAAACCCCUCCGCUCUCCUACAGCCUGUGGGAAUGGGGAUGAUCUCAGCAUUCAAGAUGUACUAUUUGCACGCGGUGUUUGCUAAAGCCUUAGCCGCCAUGGAAUACGAUAGAGUAACAGUACGUGAGUUUUGGAAAAACUACAAUAUCCUGCACUGUAUCGAAAACAUCGCCAUCGCCUGGCAGGAUGUGAGUGGGAAAAGCAUGCAAGAGUUUUGGAGAAAGUGUCUGAAGCGUUUUGUUGCUCUCGCCGGCAACUUCGAGCUAUUUCACCGAAUCCCAAAUCUGGACGAGAUCAAUCGGAAAAUCUUGACGCUCACGCGAUUCCUUGAUUUGGAGGUCGACGCCGAAGAUGUGAGAAACUUGGUGGCGUAUACGGAAGGGGAGCUUUCCAACGAAGAUCUAAUUGAACUGAAGGAAGAACUGGAAGCCCAGAAGAUUGUGGAAGAAGAGGUGGAGAAAGAAGAAAGGAAAGAAGAGAGGAAAGAAGAAGAAAAGAAAGUGGUAGAGGUGCGGCCCAAAACGUUCAGCCUGAGAAGACUGGCCAGCGUCUUCUCGAGCGUGAACAAAAUUUUAUCCGAAUUGGAGAGCAUGGAUCCGGAUGUGGAACGUUUUAGAAGGGUACACUGGGAAAUGUGUGAAAUCUUAAAAUGUUACCGUGAAAUCUAUGAAGGAAAAAAGAAAGAAAAGAAUGAUAAAGAAAACAAACAGAGCGGGUUGCUGAAGAAAGUUACUCCUCCCCCGGCUCCACUUCCCUUCCUUUUACCCUUCCCAUCUACAGGAACACAAAACCCGGAAGAUCCUCAGCCGUCAACCAGCUACGCCAGUGGAUCCGAUGUUCCUGAAAACACAGACAACUAUGAAUAUUUUCAAGGAUUUAUAUCCAAUUUGAUGCUUACAGGCAUCCCAAUCCCAGCGUUAUACGAUACUAAUAUCUCCCAAAUUGGAGGAAGAGGCCUUGGAGAUUGUGAAGGUGAAGCAUUCCCUGGAGAUAAAGCAAGAGAAUGAAGAGGAGGCCAACUCACUAGAAUGUGAUGGAUAUGGGACAACUCAUAAGAAGAAGAUCUUCCAGGUGGGAAGAUCUGAAGAAAUAGAUUUUGGAAGAUUCCGUUCAAAGGAGUCAAACGAUCAUUUCUCUGGGGUUCCAGGAUUAAGGAAAGCCAAUAGAUCCACCAGGAGCACAAAGGCACAUAAGCCAAGAAAGCCAGUGAAACGUUCCUGCCUGAAGAUGCCGAUCAAAGUUUAAAUGAAGCCAAUUUUCAGCGGGGCACAAAGUCUGGAAUUAAGAGGCACCAGGGAUGGUGUGCAACCAUCACUGUUCAAACGUGCAAGUAAAGGAUAACUGCGUAAAUAUAUACUCUUUCAGAACAUUAACAGCAAACCCCAUUUAUUCCACAGGAAAACCCUCAACAAGAAGAAGAAAAAAAUCAUGUUUGCUCAGAGCUCGAAAAAUGUUUUGGUUUGAAAGCAAACCUCCUGAAGACCAUUCAAACCGGAAGAAAGCCGCAUAAACCUUCAAACUGCAGGGAAAGGUUCAACACAAAAUCAACUCUGAUUAAACAUGAGAAGUUCCGCACGUGAGAGAAGCUGUACAGAUGCACUGAACAUGGGAAAACGUUUUGGGGGAAAAUGGCGUUCUGGUCAAGUCCCUGAGGAGGGGGAAAAAAGCCACAUAAAUGCUCUCAACUUCAGCCAAAAGUUGGGUGUGAGGCCCUCAUCAAACACGAGCGAAGGAGAGAAGCCGUAUGAAUGCUCCCAAGUUUCCAAAUCAGCGGCCAUCUUUUAAACACACAAAAGGGCAAGAGACUCAAGUAUUUAGACCUUGGCAAAAGCUUCAACGAGAGAGGAUGGUUGGUGAAAUAUGAUGUGUAUAGACAUCGUAUCAGUGCUUAGACAGAAUGCAAAUCUUCAGUCACAGCUCGUGAUCUACACAAGAGCCCAGCCAGGAGAGACCACAGGGGUGUCCUCAACCUGAAAAAAAACUUUCUUUCUAGUUCGCAUCUCAGGGAGCAUAUUGUAGUGCACGCAUACGCUCAAUAAGUCCCAUAAAGUUCUUCCAUGGUGGGAAAACAUCCAUUAGAAAAUGGCGGCCCGCCAGCAGAUUCAUCCCCCUGAGAGAAAUCAUAAAGAUGCUCUGUGUGAGAGAAAAGAUUCUGUAAUUCUUUCAUGCUUCAUAAAACAUAGGAAAAUCCACUCAACAGGGACGUCCUGGAGGACAGGAUUGGUAUUCAGGUCCACCAUGCAGUCUCAGAGAUACUGAAAACGAUACUAGCAUUGGAGUGAAACAUCAGACAAUGGGGAGGAAGCCCAAGGAACAAGGAUUGAUGGCUUUUAAAAAUAUUGACACAUUAAAGUGUUGUAAAGAAGCGCUUGUUUCACACGGAAGUACUUUGUUCAACCUCUAGCAUAACAGGCAGGUUAAAAAUGACCCUUCUCACAAAUCUUGGUACAGGAGAUUGUGAAUUCUAGUGCCAUCUUAGCCGGCUGGAUCACCUUGGACUAGUUACUCACUCUCUCUCAGUAUAAUUCACCUCACAGGGUUGUUAUUGUGGGGAAAAUAGGAGGAGGAAGGGAUAUUGGAUAUAUUUGCCACCAUGAAUUAUUUGUAAACAUAGGAAAGAUGGGAUACCAAUCAAUGAAUAAAUAAAAUAGAUCGGAGGUUGGUUGAUCUCCAUAAAGGAUGUUGGUCUGUGCAGUGGAAUGCCUUGUGAAUAUAUUUGGGUACAUAUAUAGGAGCUGCAAUAUUGAGAGAGGAGCUGCAAUCUUAACACAGCAAAAUCUAUUCAGUAGGAAAUAUUUGGAAGGCCAAAGGGGGGUUUUUUCUUCUUCUAGAACUGUCCUCAUAGGCCCACACUCGUUCCUCACCCUCACAGUUUUAUUGAGACCUGCUUGAUUUUCGCUCCUGUGAUUGUAAAUUAAUCCUGUGGUUAAAAUACCCUCCAGAGCCACUCAGAGUCAAGUGGCAUACAAACAACACACAAAUGUAAUUUUCUUUGGUGAUGUUUUUAUGUUUACACAAUUUGUAUGGCUACUCUUCUAAAAAAAACAAUAACUGGUCGACAAGAAAAGAAUUAAAAUGAAAACAAUUUAAAUCAAUAAACUAGUUUCAGUGGUUCUCAACCUUGGCAAGUUGAAGAUGUGUGGACUUCAAUUCCCAGAAUUCCCCAGACAGCCUUGCUUUGGAGGUAAAAUGAGAGGUGACCUGAGACCGGACUUUUGUCAGACUUCGAUUCUUCCUGAUUAGACUUUUUAAAAACACGAUUCCUUCCCCCACAAGAUCCUUGCUGUGAUCAGGACUGGUCUUAACAAAUAGGAGAUGCACCUACAAACCAGGCAGGACAUGGACUGCACUGUUGUGCCUGCCAUCUUGGUGUCUUUUUUUUUGCUAUUUAUGGACAGCCUUGUUUUCCAUGG